This is a messenger RNA of Panicum hallii, 706 nucleotides long. RefSeq lists its product as uncharacterized. Bases 1 to 567 code for a protein of 188 amino acids. The record is from RefSeq and is a predicted model, not a curated record. NCBI's taxonomy places the organism in Eukaryota, Viridiplantae, Streptophyta, Magnoliopsida, Poales, Poaceae. The transcript has a single exon.
AUGGCCGAGCCAAGGGCGCACGACCAUAAGCAGCCGCGCCGGCACCGGCGGUGCGCGUCGGCGUCGGAGGCGGUGCCGUCGCCCUCCGCGGCGCGGGAGGAGGAGGAGCGUCGGCUGCGUCGGUCCCCGCCCGUGGAGGCGCGGCGGGAGCGCGAGCGGCGGCGCGCGCGGGAGCAGCCCAGGUGCGGGGAGGUGGCGGGCGGGACGGCGGCGGAGUGCGCCGCCGUGUGCUGCUGCUUCCCCUGCGCCGUGGUGGAGCUCGUCGUUCUCGCGGCGGUGCGCGUGCCCGCCGCGCUCUGCCGCCGCGCCAUCCGCGCCCGGAGGCGGCGCCGGCGCGCGGCCCGCGCCGCGCAGGCCAAGAGGAAGGAGAUGGACGAGCUCGUCUCCGCGGACGCCACCCCCAGGGCGCUCGCGGCGGUGGCCAAGGACAGGAACGGCGACGCCAUGGACUUCUGCUACUGGGCGCCCAAGCACGACGAGCUCGCCGAGGUCGAGAAGGAGGUCUGGGCCAGCUUCCAGGGCGCCGGCUUCUGGCGGAGCCCGUCGCAGCGCGAGGAAAGGAGGUGAUCGCCGGUUACGCCGCCGCCAUCUUUCCCUGCAGCCCAUCCGGUUUCUUGCACUCGAUCCGUCACCCAACCCCGCCCAAUCCCGUUAGGAAAAAGAUUAACCCGGCCCAGCGAUUAAUCGUCUGCAGAUUAUUGCAGCC